This is a messenger RNA of Hippoglossus stenolepis (Pacific halibut), 703 nucleotides long. RefSeq names its product calglandulin. Gene Ontology annotation, cellular component: myosin II complex. NCBI's taxonomy places the organism in Eukaryota, Metazoa, Chordata, Actinopteri, Pleuronectiformes, Pleuronectidae. Bases 80 to 547 code for a protein of 155 amino acids. Gene Ontology annotation, molecular function: calcium ion binding. The record is from RefSeq and is a predicted model, not a curated record. The transcript is spliced from 5 exons.
AGGCUCAAGACAGUCACUCAUUCUGCAGUAACUGUGGUCACAGAACUUGUCCUCAGCCGUGUUUGUGCUACCAGGAAAAAUGGCCACCAAGUUGACACAAGAGCAGAUUGCAGAGUAUAAAGGAGUUUUCGAGAUGUUCGAUGAGGAGGGGAACGGAGACGUGAAGACGCAGGAGCUGGAGAGACUGAUGAGUUUAAUGGGGAUCAAUCCUACGAAGAGGGAGCUGUGUCAGAUGGCCAAAGACGUGGACAAGGAUGGUAAAGGGAUUUUCAACUCUGACAGUUUCCUGGGUCUGAUGGCACUUUACCACCAAAGAACCAAGAACCAGGACGCUGAACUCAGAGCUGCUUUUAAAGUGUUUGAUAAAGAGGCUAAGGGAUAUAUUGACUGGAACACGCUCAAAUAUGUACUGACGAACGCAGGGGAACCACUUAAUGAGCUCGAAGCAGAGCAGAUGAUGAAGGAAGCUGAUAAAGAUGGAGAUGGAGCCAUUGAUUAUGAAGAAUUUGUGGCCAUGAUGACCGGGGACCUGUUUAAAAUGAGCUGAAGAUUCAUUAAGAGAAACAACUGUCUCUUCUCUGCAGCAGUUUUCUGUUUAUGUUCAGGUGACACAUGAUUGUAAAACAAGAAGACUGUCACAAUCACAGAUCCCAGCUCUGUGAAUUAUUGUACAAAUCCUUUACAUCAAAUGAAUAAAUAAAGU